AUGCCACCAGUUCGUCAUCCCGUAUUCUUUUCAUGCCACCAGUUCGUCAUCCCGUAUUCUUUUCAUGCCACCAGUUCGUCAUUCCAUUGCUUCAACCAACCCGUUCUCCCUCCUCUAAAUGAUGUAGCCCCCCUGCUCCCUGAUCCUCGUGACCCUCUUCUCUCAAGCGGGCACCUCUGCUAUCUGCUAGCUGCUGCUGAUCCGCGUGCAUGCCAUGCCAUCUUCACGGCAGCAAGGGCGUUGGUAGGUGCUGUCUUUGUUGCUUUGCUGCCGACCGCAGUCUAUGCCGGUUCCCUCGCCCCCAUGCGCACGCCCCCGGCAUCAGCAGGGGCGUUGGUGCGCGCCCUCUUCGUCGCUGCCGACCGCAGGGUGCCGCGCAUCCGUGUGGAGACAAGGCAGGCCGCCCAGCUGAUGGGCAAGCGAAUCCUGGUGGCCAUUGACAGCUGGCAGCCCGACAGCGCGUUCCCCUCGGGGCACUACGUGAAGACGCUGGGGGAUAUUGGCGACAGGGAGACAGAGAGCGAGCUGCUCCUAAUGGAAAACGACAUUGAUGCGCGCCCCUUCUCGCAGCAAGUGCUCGCGUGCCUGCCGCCGCUCCCCUGGUCCGUGUCUCCUGCAGACGUCACAGACCCGCGCACCAAGAGGGAGGACCUGCGCCACGUGCGUGUGUUCAGUGUGGACCCCAUCGGGUGCCGGGAUAUCGACGACGCGCUGCACUGCGUGCCGCUCCCCAAUGGCAACUUCGACGUCGGCGUUCACAUAGCGGAUGUGACCAACUUUGUUCUACCGGGCACGCCACUGGACGUGGAGGCAUCGCAGCGCGGCACAUCUGUGUAUCUCGUGGAGCGCCGCAUUGACAUGCUGCCCAAGCCCUUGACUGAAGACAUCUGCUCCCUACGUGGCGGUGUGGAGCGACUCGCCUUCUCCUGUAUUUGGGUCGAAACUUUAUACGUGAUGAGGCAGCGGCGCAUAGACAGGGGAGCACUCACACUGGCAUCACCGGAAGUCAAGUUUGAGAUUGACACCGAGACACACGACCCCCUCGACGUUGGCAUGUACCUGGUGCGGGAGGCCAAUCACAUGAUAGAGGAGUUCAUGCUGGCAGCCAAUGUGUCCGUAGCUGACAAGAUCCUCCAGCACUUCGCCUCCUGCUCGCUGCUCAGGCGACACCCCACCCCAUCGCCCAACAUGUUUGAGCCGCUGCUGCGCACAGCAGAGGCGGUGGGGAUUGCAGUUGACACCUCCUCCUCCAAGAAUCUUGCUGACUCGCUUGACCGCGCUGUGCCGUCUCAAAAGUCUUCUCCCUCUCUCGACCGGUCUGUGUGCUCCUCUCUCCCUUACUUUAACAAGCUCAUCCGCAUCCUCACCACUCGCCCCGCUGGCCCUGACCCCUACUUUAACAAGCUUAUCCGAAUCCUCACCACUCGCUGCAUGACUCAGGGCCCUGGCCCCUGUUUCAACAAUCUCACCCGCAUCCUCACCACUCGCUGCAUGACUCAGGCGGUGUAUUUUCCCAGCGGCCAGCUGGCCCCUGCAGAGUACCACCACUACGGGCUGGCAGCCCCCAUCUAUACCCACUUCACUUCCCCCAUCCGUCGCUACGCUGACGUGGUGGUGCAUCGCCUGCUGGCUGCAGCCAUAGGGUUGACACCGCUGCCGGAUCAGACCAAGGAUAAGACUGCACUCACCGCCCUCACUGACAACCUCAACUACCGCAACCGCAAUGCUCAGAUGGCGGGGCGAGCAUCAGUGGAGCUUCACACGCUCAUAUUCUUCCGCACUCGCCCAACGGAUGCGGAGGGUCGGAUAGUGAUGGUCCGCUCCAAUGGGCUGAUCGUCUUCGUGCCCAAGUAUGGCAUCGAGGGACCAGUCUAUCUCGUACUCAAGGAACCUCACAAGGGGAAAGCUGCUGCAGUUGCUGCUGCCAACAAGCUCGAUGGGAAUGCACCAUCUAGUGACUGGGUGGUGGAUGAGAAGUCGCAGACGGUAGAGUCGAAAGACGGGAAGCGGCGAUUUAAGGUGUUGGAUACAGUGACUGUGCACAUUGAGGUCAUUGAGCCGCAGCCCAAUCGGCCCAAGCUGUCACUGACGUUAGUGAGCCAAUGA
Molecule: messenger RNA, 2106 nt
Organism: Closterium sp. NIES-65
Lineage: Eukaryota; Viridiplantae; Streptophyta; Zygnematophyceae; Desmidiales; Closteriaceae
Source: the annotation of a GenBank genome assembly